Telopea speciosissima is the source of this 1525-nucleotide messenger RNA. RefSeq names its product zinc finger CCCH domain-containing protein 20-like. The record is from RefSeq and is a predicted model, not a curated record. Gene Ontology annotation, molecular function: metal ion binding. The coding region runs from base 11 to 1195 and encodes 394 amino acids. The transcript has 2 exons. NCBI's taxonomy places the organism in Eukaryota, Viridiplantae, Streptophyta, Magnoliopsida, Proteales, Proteaceae.
AAGCAAAACUAUGAUGAUGAUCGGAGAAGGUAACCAUCACAAUCCCACUGUUCAUGUUCCUCCAUGGACUCUAUUUGAUGAUUCUUCCACAGGUAUGAACUUCUCUCUCCCUGUAAGUGGUAUCUCUUCAAAUGGUUGUGGUGGCGGUGCUGGUGUUGGCGGCGCCGCCUCUGAAGGAGACUACUCUUCUUACCCGUAUGGUGAAGCGUUAGCGGCUCUGCAACGCUACCUACCGUCAAACGAUAUUGAUGUCGAUUCUGAUUCACCGGGCCGUGAGGCCGAUAUGCCGGUGGGACCAUUCUCUACGGAUGAAUUUCGCAUCUAUGAGUUCAAAGUGCGACGGUGUGCACGAGGCCGUUCUCAUGACUGGACUGAGUGUCCGUACGCUCAUCCCGGUGAAAAAGCACGUCGUAGAGACCCAUGUAAGUUCCAUUACUCUGGCACUGCUUGUCCUGAUUUUCGUAAAGGGAACUGCAAGAGGGGUGAUUCCUGUGAGUUUGCACAUGGGGUGUUUGAGUGUUGGCUUCACCCGGCUCGUUAUCGUACCCAGCCUUGCAAGGAUGGGACUAAUUGUCGUCGUCGUGUUUGCUUCUUUGCUCACACUCCUGAGCAGCUUCGAGUGUUGCCGCAGCAGAACCUUAGAAUCCCUGUUUCGUCUGAUUCGUUCGAUGUAUCCCCUCUCCGUCAUUCUUUUGAUUCUUACUUGACUAAGAAUCCUCUGUUAUCAUCACCAACUUCAACCCUGAUAUCGCCUCCCCUGUCACCUCCAUCCGAGUCACCACCCUUGUCGCCAAGCUGUCCUCUAACUCGAUCUAUCGGGUCCAACGGUAUCAACGAGGUGGUUGCGUCUCUGCGUCAUCUGCAACUUAACAAGAUCAAGUCGGCUCCUUCCACUUGGGGUGUGCAGAUGGGUUGUGGGUUUGGUUCGCCGAGGGGUUCGACCCUUCGUCCGGGGUUCUAUAGUUUGCCUACGACCCCGACUCAAGCCCCAUCAACUCGGGGUGGGAAGACUUAUCUAGAUAUCUGGGAGAGGGGUUGUACUGUGGAAGAAGAGCCCCCAAUGGAGAGGGUAGAGUCAGGGAGGGAUUUACGUGCCAAGCUGUUUGAGAAGCUGAGUAAGGAAAACUCACUUGAGCAAGUUGAUACACCUUCUCCGGCGCCCGAUGUUGGCUGGGUGUCUGAACUGCUGAAGUAAAAAUUGAUGAAGGGGUUGUGAAAAUUCUUUACCUUUUUUGUUGGUCUAUUUUGGGUUCAGUCUAUUGCCCUGAUUUUCCUGAUUGUGAAUAUAUAAGAAAGAUGAAGAAUUGGAGUAGCAGUGCUGAAAGAUUGAUGUAAAUAGCUGAUGCUAGUUGCUGAGAAGGGCAUCUUUUUGGUGGGUUUUCUGUGAAGAUCAAGGAGAAGGAACAAAGAAGCAAUGCCAACUUGUAUAGAGGAAGCUCAAUUUCGUUAUAUGCCGAAGAUCGGCUGCAAAAUUAUGGAUCUUUUAAUUUUUUUUUUUAGUCUGUUCUACAUUGCUAAUUCUGAU